This is a messenger RNA of Symsagittifera roscoffensis, 1247 nucleotides long. RefSeq names its product zinc finger protein 330 homolog. The transcript has 4 exons. The record is from RefSeq and is a predicted model, not a curated record. The coding region runs from base 105 to 974 and encodes 289 amino acids. Gene Ontology annotation, molecular function: zinc ion binding. Lineage: Eukaryota; Metazoa; Xenacoelomorpha; Acoela; Convolutidae. Gene Ontology annotation, cellular component: nucleus.
GUGGAAGGAAAGAUACUCUUCUGUCACUGUGGAGCAGGCCAAUGUCAAAAUCGACUCUUGUGAUCAUGAUCACAACUGCUGUUCUCUAUGUAAAUUGAGCUACAAUGCCGAAGAAGAAAACAGGUGCUCGGAAGAAGGCAGAGAAGCAGAAGGAGCGACAGAAAGAGAUGCGAAGUGUGGGUCGCCCGAUAGUGGAGGAGCCAUGCAACUCCCUGUUCGAGUGCCACGAGUGUGGCAACAAACAGAAGAAUAGAGCGUUCUGCUAUUUCUGCAACGCUUUGAAUAAACUGCCCAUGUGUGGCCACUGUGGAAAGACAAAAUGCAUGAUGAAGAGUGGUGACUGCGUGAUUAAACAUGGAGGUAGUUACACUACCGGCAUGCAGAUGAUCGGUGCCAUCUGUGACUUCUGCGAGUGUUUCAUCUGCCACGGCAGAAAGUGUCUGCAGACACACGCCUGUAUUUGUCCCCUCACAGAUGCAGUGUGCACAGAGUGCGAGAGAGAUGUCUGGUCCCACGGGGGACGAAUUUUCAAGUGCUCCUUCUGUGCUAAUUUUAUAUGUGAAGACGAUCAGUUCGAACAUCAGGCAUCCUGUCAGAAAAUUGAAGCCGAAAAUCUGAAAUGCAUGUCAUGUAACAAAUUGGGCCAAUAUUCUUGUUUACGCUGCAAAAUCUGUUUCUGUGACGAGCACGUAAGACGAAAAGGAGUCAAGUACGAGAAAAAUCAGGCGUUUCCCUGUCCUAAAUGUUCGUACGUGACGAAGGAAACUAAAGAACUCUCGAUGUCUACGAGGAAUUACGACUUCGGCAGAAAAGGUGCGGAAGGUGACGACGAUGAGUAUUAUAAUUAUCAAAGCAGUUCGUACUCCAAUUUCGACUCGUGGCGAGGUAAUCAUGGAGACGAAGAUGACGAUGAAGAAGAUUCAGAUUUCGAUCCUGAUGAAGAUGACGAGGAGGAAGAAUCAGAAUCUGAUUAAUUUAGAUUUUAUGAGAUGAUAUAUUUGAUAUGGAUAUUGUUUUGGCGCUGUAUUGCAUUGAUUCAUAUUUUGAAUACUAUUUAUUUCGAUUUGUUCAUAUAAAUGACCCUGUUUUUUCCAGUAAAGUGUUGAACAUAAAACUCAAACUUUAUGAAGGUAUGUACAAUGGUUCCGCCUUAUUAAGUAGGAAUUUUUGAGGGAAUAUUUAUUUUAAUCCGAAAGAUAAUGAUGUCAUGAGCUCGAAAUUUAAAAAAAAACGAGAUAUUUUACCAA